GAGAGAGAGAGAGAGAGAGAGAGAGAGAGAGAGAGAGAGAGAGAGAGAGAGAGAGAGAGAGAGAAUGGAGCGCACGGAGUCAGAGCUGAUCCGGCAGAGCUGGAGCGCGGUGAGCCGCAGCCCUCUGGAACAUGGCACUGUCCUGUUCGCCAGGCUCUUCGCCCUGGAACCCAGCCUGCUGCCUCUCUUCCAGUACAACGGCUGCCAGUUCUCCAGCCCCGAGGACUGUCUCUCCUCUCCAGAAUUCCUGGACCACAUUAGGAAGGUGAUGCUAGUGAUUGAUACUGCAGUGACCAACAUGGAGGACCUGUCUUCACUGGAGGAGUACCUGAGCGGCUUGGGCAGGAAGCACCGGGCAGUGGGAGUGAGGCUCAGCUCCUUCUCGACAGUAGGUGAGUCCCUGCUCUACAUGCUGGAGAAGUGCCUGGGUUCCGACUUUACACCAGCUACAAGGACCGCCUGGAGCCAACUCUACGGAGCUGUGGUGCAAGCCAUGAGCCGAGGCUGGGAUGGGGAGUAAGAGACAAGCCAGCGCCCCUAUCUGUGUGUGUGUCUGAUUGUUGUUGAUCUGCCUGUUGUAGUCUUAGCCUCUCCCCAAGGUCUCUCUGCACCUUGGGCCUCAUCCUCUUGGCCAUCCUAGAGAGGUGAUGGGAGAAGGCUCUGUCUCAGCUUCUGGUCAACUGCAGGGAGGUGGAUUUCCUUCCCUCAUCCUCACAGAUGUACUGCUUGCAUGCCUGGUUAGAUCUUCCCAGGAGGCAAAAACAGUUUUGGUAGUGAGAUAGCAUGGGGGUUCUUCUCAGAGGAGCUUUCUGCCAAGGUGAGGGAAAAGUGAUUAGGCUUCUAGAAUUUUCCAUCUUGCCUGCUCAGUCUCUCUGAUACUUCCCUGCCAGGCUGUUUACUGUCCAACGAUGAAGAGGAGAAGCUUUAGUGUUUCUGGGGAUCUCAUGGGAGCAUGGGAGGUGACAUUCUUCAGUGGCAAUGGGCACCUUGGGUCUCAGCUGCUCAGAUGCCCCCCACAAAACCUCUUAUGCUCUUGGUUCAGCAUUUCUGGUGUAAGUACCCCAAUAUUCUUUUGGGAGAAACCUAACUGGCCAGCCAGAAUGAAGAGGCCAGAAGGGCAAGGAGGAGGAGUGACCUCAUCCCACAUGGCCCUGAGUUCUGGGGCUUUUCCUGUCACCUGUUCUAGCAGGGCGGAAUACUGUCGCCUCACCCUCUUCUGCUCACCCAUCAUUCUCCAGCGGGCCCCUAACUCUGUGUUUAAUGUUUGAAGAAGACCUGUACCAGGGCAGAUAAGCAGGAGAGAAUACAGUGGGAAGGGCCCUUGUCCUCACCCAUACUUUCUGCUGUUUUGUGGUUCUAUAAACUCACAAGAAAUAAACAUGUUCUGUGUGCUGA
Arvicanthis niloticus (Nile rat) is the source of this 1395-nucleotide messenger RNA. The record is from RefSeq and is a predicted model, not a curated record. Lineage: Eukaryota; Metazoa; Chordata; Mammalia; Rodentia; Muridae.